AUGGAGAUUGACCCUCAGGAUCGCGGAAGAUGCUCCUCAGAAUCAAUCUCCACAGACCCCAUAUUUGGGAAGAUAUAUCAGGAGGGAAAGAAAGAAGGAGCGAAAAGGCCUGCAGACCAAGGAGAAGCAGCUAAGGCGGCUCUCAUAAAGGAAGGCCGAGAGCGAGGAAGGAGGUUUUCGGGCCCGGAGAAAGCGACCUUGGCGCCACAACAGACCGGAGGAAACCAAACCAGGCCAGGCCGCCCCCCGCUUUCGCUCACCUUGGCCUCAGGCGCGGAGGAGGGCCUCUCGACGUCCCCUCAGGCCGCCGGAAAUCUGGCUGGGCUGCCUGCGCACGGUACGUUACGUUACGUUACGUACAAGCGCUUCCCUUUCCUGAAGGGCGCCUUAGCGACGGCGCACACAAACCCCGCCCUCCCGUCACCGGAAGCGAGUGCUCUCGUGAGAGGUGGCCGAAAGGAGACAAGAUAUGAGAGAGAGAGAGAGAGAGAGAGCGAGAUCUCGCGCCGUCACGUGGUCUGCGUUUGUAUACAAGAGUGCGUGCUUCCUUGGAUUCCCCUUCUAAACCAUAAAGAUCUUGCUUGCCUGCCACUGCCCAAAGAAUUGAAUAGAGCAAAGCUGGGAAAGAUUGGACACCCAUAUAUCAUCUCAUACAGGAUCAAGCUAUGGAUGCCCAUUAUUGUCUUAUUCAUGAUCACUGGGUUUCAAAGAGUGGUGCAAUGGGUUAAACCCUUGUGCCGUCUGAACUGCUGACCUAAAAGUUCAAAUCCACAAGACGGGGUGAGUUCUCGCCUGCCAGCUCUAGCUUCCAAUGCGAGGACAUGAGAGAUGUCUGCAGGAUGGUAACACAUCCGGGCGUCCCCUGGGCAACAUCUUUGAAGAUGGCCAAUUCUCUCACACCAGAAGUGACUUGCCUCAAUUUGCUUCUGACACGAAAAAAAACCAGGGUUCAGCAGCUGUACCAGCACCCUGGGAGGAUUGCCACCGAAGCCACUCCAUGAACUGGGAGGUUCUAUGAACUGAUAGACUGGUCUAUGGAGACAUCCACGCCCAAUCUAUUGACCUUGGCAGCAGGAGUAAUAAAGCUACUUAAUUGUAAAAUUGUUUUGUUUCUUUCAUAGUAUGUGUUUCCCCUUUCUCUUUAAUACACUUGUUAUGGCGCAAGUGGCGCCAUCUAUAUCUGGAACUGUAAGUUGCAAGAUUUGAAUUGUUGUAUCAUGCCCGAUUUUGCCUUUUUACCCUGUAAAUGUAGUUGGAUUGAUUGGUUAUUUAUAGCUGUCAAUCAAUGUUGUUUGCACCAGUUAUAUUGCUCCCUCAGCUCAAUUGUUUGUCUCCACCUUUUCCUGGAGUAGGACAGUGUUUCCUUUUUCAUUCCACCAUCAAGCUUUCUAUCAGAUGGACGUGAGAGAGAGACUUGGCUCUAAAAGCCCUUGAUUAAGUUACCUCUCAGCACCAAUUUUGAGGUUCUUACCCUUGAGAUUUAUGCUUCAUGUUCAGACCAAUCUGGACGACGUUGAGAAGUCUCAAGCGCCUUCAAAUCGGUUCUUUGGCACCAGAGGAAGGCUCUGUGUCUUCAAACAUAGACCAUUUGGACUGGGGUUGAGGAUUGCUUCGUCAUUCUCAGCCAUUGAGAAAGAGGGACCUGGAAAAGCUUCUCAGCUGCAAAGCUCCUUGGGCCCAAGACAACCAGAGACUGUAAUGUAUAUUUUCCUUUACCCCUUUGAAACUUACAGCUUAUUGCCUUAAGGGGAAUAACCUUUUGUAAACAAUAAAACCAGUUUUGUGUUA
Molecule: messenger RNA, 1788 nt
Organism: Anolis carolinensis (green anole)
Lineage: Eukaryota; Metazoa; Chordata; Lepidosauria; Squamata; Anolidae
Exons: 3
Coding region: 1-753 (250 amino acids)
Source: RefSeq, a predicted model, not a curated record